Molecule: messenger RNA, 1881 nt
Organism: Eleginops maclovinus (Patagonian blennie)
Lineage: Eukaryota; Metazoa; Chordata; Actinopteri; Perciformes; Eleginopidae
Gene: gtf2h2
Product: general transcription factor IIH, polypeptide 2
Exons: 15
Coding region: 206-1384 (392 amino acids)
Biological process (GO): nucleotide-excision repair; regulation of transcription by RNA polymerase II; DNA-templated transcription
Cellular component (GO): transcription factor TFIIH core complex; transcription factor TFIIH holo complex
Molecular function (GO): zinc ion binding
Source: RefSeq, a predicted model, not a curated record
GUUAAUGUCUGCGAAUUAAUUUUGGGCAAAUACAUGCAUUUUUUGUAACGGUAACUGCAGGUUCAGAACAUUGAAGAGGUCCACGGUGCUCUGAACAGCAGCAAGAAACGGGGCCCUACUGGCUGUGCUAUGGCGACGCUAUAAUCUCUACACUGACACAGGGACAGCCAUAUCAAUAAGUCGUAAAUUGUGUCAGACGGACACCAUGGAUGAAGAACCAGAGAGAGCAAAGCGCUGGGAAGGGGGCUAUGAAAGGACAUGGGAAGUGCUGAAGGAGGACGAAUCUGGCUCACUGAAAGCCACAGUGGAGGAGAUCCUGUUCCAGUCAAAGAGGAAAAGGGUGAUAGAGAGCCAUGGACAAGUACGGCUUGGAAUGAUGCGUCACCUCCACGUGGUAAUUGACUGUUCAAGAAGUAUGGAUGACCAUGACUUAAAACCAAACCGCCUCACCUCCACACUAAAGCUCAUGGAAACUUUUGUUGAUGAAUAUUUUGACCAAAACCCUAUCAGUCAGCUGGGCAUUAUCACCACAAAGAAUAAACGGGCAGAGAAGCUGACGGACCUGGCAGGAAAUCCAAAGAAUCACAUUGUUGCUCUGAAGAAAGCCGUGGACACUGUGUGCAUAGGAGAGCCGUCCUUAUACAACUCUCUCAACCUGGCCAUUCAGACUCUCAAGCACAUGCCUGGACAUACGAGCCGGGAGAUCCUCAUAGUCCUCAGCAGCCUCACUACAUGUGACCCAGCAAACAUAAGUGAGCUGAUUAAGACCCUGAAGGAUCUGAAGGUGCGGGUGUCUGUAAUUGGCCUGUCAGCGGAGGUCAGGGUGUGUACAGUCCUGACCAGAGACACGGGAGGCUCGUACCACGUUAUCCUGGAUGAGAGUCACUUCAAAGAGCUGCUGAUGCUGCAUGUCAAACCUCCUCCAGCCAGCUCUUCAUCUGAAUGCUCUUUGAUACGCAUGGGUUUUCCUCAACACAUCAUCGCCUCUCUCACUAAUCAGGAUGCCAAGCCUUCAUUCAGCAUGUCUCACCUGGACAGCAGCAGUGGUGCAGGUCUGUCUCUGGGAGGAUACUUCUGUCCGCAGUGCCAAUCAAAGUACACAGAGCUACCUGUGGAGUGUAAAGUCUGCGGUUUGACUCUGGUGUCGGCACCCCAUCUUGCCAGAUCCUUCCACCACCUUUUCCCCCUCCAGGCCUUUAUAGAGAGUCCUGUGGAUGAGCGCCAAGACAAAAGGGUCUGUCAAGCUUGUCAAGGGGAGCUGAAAGAUAAAAGUGCAUUCACCUGUCCAUCAUGUCGCAGUGUAUUCUGUGUGGAGUGUGACCUCUUCAUCCAUGACUCGCUACACUGCUGCCCUGGCUGUCUUCACAGUCAGAGCCCCCCCUGAAGCUGAGGGGCUAACUGUCCAACACAGACUGAAAUAAACUCAACGGUCACGUGCCCUUAUAGGCUCAUCACAUCUAUCACAUCGGUGUCGUCGACCUCUGGCAGGGUAACAUUGAACACAAGCUAUGGACCAUCCACAUGAAGAUAUGCAAAAAGAAAUUGAACGAUUUAGCUUGAUCCUUUUAUUUUGAAGGUGGAAGCAGUUUGUUGCUAUUGACCAUGCUGGCCUAAAGCUCUUCUCCUUUUUGAGCGUUGCUAUUACUGCUGUUAAAUGGCACAUCGCAUUAUUUUUUAUUAAAAACAGUGUGAUCGCACUGUAGCUACACUGUUUGGUAGCCUACUGCAGUUCUGUUUGUGGCAUGGUAGUUGGAAUUUGACUUCGAACUUGUACUUAUUUUUGUACUAGAAAAGCAGUAUUCUAUAUAUGCCACCAAUGUUGAAUCUCAAUAUUUAAAUUUGAAUACUUUUGGACCAAAUAAACAAACAAAAUAAUCACAA